AGUCUCAUCAAACCAUUCACAGGAAAAUAGCACUUUUUGUCUGUUGAAGCUUGCGCUUUUUAUUCACUGAAUAGCUUUAUACCGCUUUUGUUUCCUUUUUGUUUCAAAAGCCUUUAAAAAUUCUUGGCGUCUUUGCAAAGCUGGAAUUUUUGCUACUCCACCCAUUGUUUUGAUUCCGAAACAGAAAAAAGAAGAUAAAGAAAACCUGGGUUUGAUCCUUAAGCUAAAAUUACUGAAGAUUAAUAUGGCAUGUUCCUUGAAGAGUUUCUGUGUUCCUGAGUUGAAUGAGAUCAUGCUUGGCUCUAAAACCAAAGGGGUUUGGGGGCUUUGCCCCUCGAAAAUUGUCAAAGCAAAAUCAAUGACUUGUUCUGUUUUGAGCACUGAUUUCAUGGGAAAAUCGAUGGCCCUUGAAGAAAAAGGCUCAGGGUAUUGCGAUUCCAAAACCUCAAACAAUGUCUCUGUCCAUGCACAAGCAACAAUUUGUGUUAGCAGGGCUUUGCAGUGGUGGAAGAAGAACCUGAAGCCUAACAUGAUUGAGAUCCAGUCAGCCGAGGAACUGGUCCAUUCUUUACUCAACGCUGGUGAUUCAUUGGUUGUUGUGGAUUUCUAUUCACCUGGUUGUGGAGGCUGCAAAGCCCUUCAUCCCAAGAUCUGUCAAAUAGCGGAGCUGUACCCAUCUGCAAUCUUUCUUAAAGUCAAUUAUGAGGAGCUGAAAACCAUGUGUCACGGUUUGCACAUUCACGUGUUACCGUUCUUCAGGUUCUAUAGAGGUGCGGAGGGUCGAGUUUGUAGCUUCAGCUGUACCAAUGCCACUAUCAAGAAAUUUAAGGACGCAUUAGCGAAGCAUGGGAAUGAAAGAUGUAGUUUAGGCCCAGCAAUGGGUUUGGAUGAAUCCGAGUUGAAAAUUUUGGCCUCUAUUGGUGAUAUAUCGGUUAAUUCUUCUCCGUUACUGUAUCAAAAAAUGCAAGGGAAAUUGAAGGAUUUGGUUUUGAAAAAAAGCCAUGAUUGUUCUGGCGUCUGGAGCAUGGCAAGUAUAUAGCAGUGGGGCUUAUGAAGGACUUUAUAUACUGAUAUGAUACUUUAAACUAGCAAGUAUGGCAUUUAUUGAUUUAUCUUGCCAUAUAGAAUGAAGAUUAUAAUGGAGAAAGGCUGCUCCAUUCCAUUUUUUUUUCCUAUGGUAGUUUAAAUUUUUAUUUUUUAUUGUAAUUUUUUGCUGUAAAUUAUGUAUUUUUUGUGUAGGGGUUUGAUGGGGGCUUGUAACUUUUUUUUAUUGGUUGGAAUUGAGCCCUGCAAUUUAGCUUUUGUUGCUGGGAAUUUGUUCUGCAUCCGAACCCUCUCCUUUUCCUAUAGUAACAUCACAAGCUACAAUAUGCCAGAUUUUGUAUUUGAUUCUCAAUACCAUCUUAAAAUUAUUUUUACUCAAUAU
This is a messenger RNA of Abrus precatorius (Indian licorice), 1426 nucleotides long. RefSeq names its product thioredoxin-like 1-2, chloroplastic. Gene Ontology annotation, biological process: cell redox homeostasis. NCBI's taxonomy places the organism in Eukaryota, Viridiplantae, Streptophyta, Magnoliopsida, Fabales, Fabaceae. The coding region runs from base 245 to 1039 and encodes 264 amino acids. The record is from RefSeq and is a predicted model, not a curated record. The transcript is spliced from 4 exons.